UUGGGCCGCUAUGGGAUCAAACUUGUACAAGUCUCGGCCAGGUGUAUAUCAGUGUGGACUCGAAGGUCAUUGCGAUCGCUACUGUGACGCUCGCUGGUGAUGUUCCAGUCCUGCCGUGUGUGCUGCUCAUGAAACUCGAUCAGGAGGUUACACGAUUAAGGUUCAAUAUUUGAAUUUGUUUCGAGUGCGUUUAAGAAACCGUUGUGAGAAUAUGACUUAACGCGACAAGUGUGUAUUAACAUACAACAUGACCAAGCAGUGUUAAGCGAAUCACGAUUGACUCAUGAACCGUUGUAAAAAACUUGUUGAAAGUUUCAAGCGGAAAAUUUAGUGAUAAAUCUGGAAAAAAAUUGUACGAAUUUUCUAAUUUUAAACCAGAGUCAGAUCACUCACAGGCGACGAAAAACAUAACGCCAAAAACUUUUCCCGUUUAACUUAGCACGCCUCAAAGGCUACAAACUUUCUAAAGAUGAAGUCGUGUUCUUCAUCGAGUGAUCCAAAGCUGAUGGACACUCGGGUGCUGAUGCCAGCAGAGUUUUCUCUGGUAGUAUCGCCACGACCCUUGCCCCCCUUGGACAGACUCUUACCCUUAGAGGAUAGCAUCAAAGUUUGUGCCACAAGGACCUUAUCUCCCAACACUCGCUAUCUCCCCUUCAGUGGCACCGUCCGGGCAGAUAACCUUCCCUUGCUGCCAUAUCUCCAGCCCCUCGAUAUACGAGUGAGGUACGGCGGGUACGACGCAGUAGACACAGAGGGCAGACGUACGUGUAACUGGGUACGUUUCCUACGCGUCACUCCCGUCUACACAAAUGACGUUACCAUCGUCGGCAGACGCAUCGGCAGCGAAGUGGUUUUUGACGUCAUCAGAGAAGUUGAAGCAGGGGCUGAACUAUUGGGUUUUUUGUUACCAGAAUGUUGCCCCACUGGAGAAGAAACUAAUCUCUUGUUACCAGCACUGCAGUUGUUAAGGUCAUCCUUGUAUAAACGAACUAUCGACUCAAUCAUGGCUGAGACUCCUUUAGAUUUGUCCAAAGGACUUUUGACGUCUCCAAGCCGCUCCAGAGAGAGGCAAUCCCCAAGCAGAGGUACUCCUUCACCCACUCAUUCCGAUGAGUCGUCUGGAGUUUCCCCAAGUUCCUCCCCAGCUUCUUCACCCGAACACACGCCUCAUUUCCCUCCCUCCCCAACCUCAUUUUUAUCUCGCACACCUUAUUUUUCUCCUCAUCACCCUCGACCUUUAGCGUUUCCUACUCCUUCUCUUCUGAAUCCAGUCGACUUUAGAUUCCCUAACUUCAUGGCCGGGAGAUUCUCAGGCCUCACUCCCCCAGCUUCCCCCAACACCACCGUCACCACCACCGUGAGUUCCAUAAGCCCUUCCAGCAGCAGUGGUGGAAUUGACAGCUCCUCUUCUAGUUCAUCUCUUCCAAUUGCACCUAUCAAGAGGAGGGAGCGAACAAUGCUACCGUGUUCUGAAUGUGGCAAAUCGUUUGACCGACCAUCACUAUUAAAAAGACACAUGCGCACUCACACAGGGGAGAAACCUCAUGUUUGUGACGUGUGUGGCAAAGGGUUCUCUACUAGCAGUUCGUUGAACACUCACAGAAGAAUCCACAGUGGAGAGAAACCACACCAGUGUGGAGUGUGUGGCAAAAGGUUCACCGCUUCAAGCAAUCUCUACUACCAUAAAAUGACUCACGUCAAAGAAAAGCCCCACAAAUGUUCCCUGUGUACCAGAUCUUUCCCUACACCCGGGGACCUCAGAUCACACAUGUUUGUUCACAACGGGCAGUGGCCUCACAAAUGUGGCGUUUGUGGCAAAGGAUUCAGCAAGCUCACCAACCUCAGGAACCAUACAAUCCUACACUCCUCCAAAGCGAGGGUGCCUUCGCCCCCUAUCUCACCCAUGCCCAUUGCCCUUUAGCUCAACCUACAGUCGCUAUUGUUAUUAGUUUGUCUCAUAGGAGUUAUUUCUGUAAUAUUGCAAUCACUAUCUCACCUUUUUUGAUUGUUCGCCUGUAAACCCACAGUAUAAUUUCUGCACGAAGCACAACUUAUUUUUGCAGUCAUUUUUGUCGUGGCGCUGUGGUCAAAAUUUUCAUUGAAUUUUUUCAUGGCAACUGAAAUCUUAUCAUUAAAUGAUUUAUGAAAUUUGGUCGUCUUGUCGUAUGCAGUAUGGGUUCGUCUUGUCGUAUGAAGUAUGGGUUCGGUUCGUCUUGUUGUAUGAAGUAUGCUUUUGGCUUGUCGUAUAUGAAGUAUAGGUUCGUCAUGUCAUGUGAACAUGGGUUCGUCUUGUCGUAAGAACAUUGGUUCAUCAGGUCGUAUUAGGUAUGUGUUCGUCUUGUCUUAUGAAAUAUGGGUUCAUCUUGUCGUAUGAAGUAUGGGUUUGUCUUGUCGUAUAUGAGCUACUGUCGGUAGCGCUGUCGUGUAGCGGCCGAGAGCACGCAGCUCUUGCUUCAUUAACAUUCCGACGGCUUCACAUGAUGUCCGCGCGGAGACACAAAUUCUCUCGGUACAGCGACGAGCAAAACUUCCUACACCAACUGUAGAUUUCUGUUCGUAAAAUAUUUGCUAAAUGGGCGAAUGAAAUUGUCAAAUCCACUGAGAAAGACUAUUUUCUAAUUAACCAUGAAAUGGUCAAUUCUUAACAAUCUAUGAUAUAUUUUAUUUAGAUUUUCAUGAUCAAUCAGGUUAGCUAUUCUGUCUGGCAUUCGAUGGGUACCGAAGAAAAUUUGUCUUUAUCAUUUUCGGUUCAAGUAAAAGAUUUCUCGAAAUUCCUUCAUCAGAAUUAAAGUCACUUUUUCCUCUGGGGUUAUUACAGAAUUUUAUAUUUAAAAUAUUCCUAAGAUUUCCGUCGAAUCCAGUUUUCAAUUUCAUUUUACGUUUCUGAACUACCGCUCAAUUCUAUGCUGAACAUCGCAAGUGAAACAGACGCAAAACUAAAAAGGGAGAAAGUGAUUGCACGUCACCCACACAUCUGCUGAAAUUAACAGUGAUAAUUGUAAAUUUCAACUUAGAGAGAGAAAUUGUUACGCUUUAUUCACUUGAACAGGUUAAAAAUUUCUGUUUUUUGGAUUCAUCACUAGUUUAAUUGAUUCAACAUUUAUAGCUGUGUUAUUUUGGACCUUUAAAUGCUGUUUUAUGCGACAAAGUGGAGGCACUUUUAUAUUUAAAAAUAAUAAAAGUGAUAUCAGUUCUCUUGUAUCUGUGGCCGCGUUGGCUACUCUUGCUGUCAGCGCUUAAAAAAUUAUCGGUAUUUUGCCGGUAUGCAACUGUUGGUCUAUCAUCUCGCUAUAUAUCAUCUAUUUAUAUUUAUAUUAUCUGACUAUAUAUUAGCUAUCAUCAGACUCUUAUGAAUUCCCGAGGUGUCGGUCGUAUUAGCACAUAAAUUAUGAUUUUUAUGCAAAGAAAAUAUGCAUUGAAUGAUAACGGCUCAUUACAAAUAUUGCUUAAUUGAUAUUCAUGAUCACCGGAAGCAAUGUGAAGAAAUCUUAAUAAGUUGUACUUGGUUGAGAAUGAAAACCUGGUGCAGAAGUUUAUGUGGGGACAAAAGAUAACGUGGGUACAACAGAUAACAUGGGAACAUAAGUUAACAUGGGUACAAAAUUUCACGAGGGUCUUUAGGGGAUUAGAGGAAUAAACUGUUGAUUUCUCGUAAGUUUUAGGUCCUUCGAAUGUAAUCUAAAAUAAUCGAAGCAACUAGAAGCUUGCGAAUUGUUGGACGCAUUUCGCUAAUGACAGAUAAAAUGUUAAUUGACAGAUCUAUUAAAUUAUUCUCGAACAUGUGCUACCAAGCAUCCUGCAGAGGUUUAAAGUAUACGUUGUGCAUCAAAAUUUCGGAUUUCAGAUCUCCAUUUGGCAAAUGUAGUUUGUUGGAAUCAGUCUAUUUUGUACGUUUUAAAUGUUCCUGUACGGAAAUGUUCUAAUGUUGUAGUCUCUCAGGGAGCUGACCUGUUGUGAAGAGCUUUAACUUUCAUUAAUGUAAGGUUUCGUGUAAAAUGAAGGUAAAACUUUGUAAUAUAUAUAGUAUUGUACAUCUCAAGUUGUAUGACAAAUUCAACGCUGCUGAAACAACCAAACAUGUUUUGUAGAGGCUAUAGCGCAGAGCGUUCGUUCUGUAAUUUUCCUUCCUAGAAAGUAAAUAAUAAAUACUUCAUGUCUGUAUAUAUUGUUAAUGAGAAUCUUAGAAGCGAAGUAACAUUUGUGUAAAAUUUCACAUAAAAAUGAAAAGGUUCCGGAAAACAUAAAAUGUUUCUGCAUGUUUAAAAAUCAAAAACAUCUCUGUUUCCGUUUUAGGUUCUUAUGUUUAAUGACUCAUACUAAAAUAUAUGAAUGUAAUCUAUGAUUGAUAUUUUUCAUGUUUUAUUUCGUGAUUGGGAUUGAUUUAAAGCAAAUUUUCUACUCCUGAACAAUUUUUACUCUAAAAUACUUUCAAGCGAGUUCAACCGCUGAUUUUUCAGUCUUUCCCAUGAAACUAAGAAGCGAUUACGAUGUUCAUAAUUCAAUAUAAACUCAUUAUUUUAAUGUAAAAGAAACUAUUUAGAUAAUUAUGUGACUUAGUAAAAAAAUUGUGUAUAAGUAAUCAACACCGAAAGUCGCGACAAAGAAGGAAAUUUAACCUCAAUUUUAGCUAGUCCUCCGAAUUGAUUUCACUGAAAGUGUAACGGUAUGAAUGUGUUAUUAAAAUAUUAUUAUUUAAAAAAAUUGAAUUAAAUACAAAUACUCGAAUUCUAUGAGUACUUUCCUAAGCUCUCAGAUCUCUUUACUAAACUCUAACUUAUUAUUCAACGUGUACAGACUAAGCUUUAUACAUUUUGUAUAAUAUAUGCACAUUUGUGUAUGUUUUCUGCAUAUAGUGUCCUGUGAGUAAUAGGGUUUUCAAAUAAAGAUAUGAAGUCAUCAUU
Molecule: messenger RNA, 4901 nt
Organism: Hyalella azteca
Lineage: Eukaryota; Metazoa; Arthropoda; Malacostraca; Amphipoda; Hyalellidae
Product: zinc finger protein 629
Exons: 2
Coding region: 470-1921 (483 amino acids)
Cellular component (GO): nucleus
Source: RefSeq, a predicted model, not a curated record